Messenger RNA from Schistosoma margrebowiei, 377 nucleotides. Lineage: Eukaryota; Metazoa; Platyhelminthes; Trematoda; Strigeidida; Schistosomatidae. The record is from the annotation of a GenBank genome assembly.
CUUGAUUUAGUAAACACUUUGUAAUAAAAGAAAAGAAAUAUCUACAACUUUCAAGAUGCGGUUACAUUCAAUUUCAACAUUUGCAUUGAUUAUCAUUUGUGUAUUCAUCACAAAUAGUCUAUUAGUAAAUGGACAAAUGGCUGAAUAUUAUAUGAAUGAUGAAAUACCACAAGUGAAUACAUAUGAAAAUAUGUAUCCAAGAUAUAUUCAACGUCAUAGAUCACAACAUUAUAAACGAGGUGGAAUGUAUGGUGGAUUAUUAGGGAAAUAAUCAAUAAUUCAUCAUUUAUCAUUAACUAAUUAUAUUUCUUUCUUUCAUCAUUUCAAAUAAAGGAGAAAAAAAAACAUUUGUAACCUUUAAAUAAAUUUUAAAGAAA